GCGCGCCUAGAAGCCGGGUGUCGGCCUGCUGUGCGGCGGCGGAAGCAGCUGGCAGCGGGGCCCUUUAAGGCUGGCGCAAAGGAGGGCGCGCGGCUGAAGGAGGAGGAGGAGGAGGAGAGGGAGAGGGAAAGGAGGGAGCCGUCCAGCCUGCAGUGGCCCCGCCGCCGUUGCCUUCGCCUCAACAGGAAGAAGAGCCGCAAGAGGAGCCUUUCCCGGCUCGUUGUGGGCGUGAGGAUGGCAGGAAGGCGGCCGCGGUGAGCCCUUCCUCAGGCUGAAAAAUGAUGGCUACCUUCAGUAAACUCAAUCUGGCUGUUAUCAUUAGCAGUUUUGCUAUAUUUCAGUUCGGCUUCCACUCACUAAGUGCUUGGAUUUCUUCACGUGUAACUUCUGGUUUUAACAAUCUUGACCAAAAGAAGAAAAUUGAAUGGAAUUCAAGGACAGUUUCUUCUUGCCAUGCCUUGUUGGUUGGAGCAUUUUGCAUGUAUAUUCUAUUAUAUGAUGAAGCUGUAAAUGCUGACCAUGUUUGGGGUGAUGCUUCUAUAGUGCAAAUAAACCUUUCUAUUACUUCAGGCUACCUCAUUUCAGAUCUGCUGCUUCUUAUUUUCUACUGGAAGGCAAUUGGGGAUAUAUUUUUUGUAAUUCACCAUAUCGUAGCUCUGUAUGCUUAUUACUUUGUACUGCGUUGGGGAUUGUUGGCAUAUUUUGCCAAUUUUCGUCUGCUUGCAGAAUUUUCUACCCCUUUUGUGAAUCAGCGAUGGUUUCUUGAAGUUCUGUGCUACCCCAAGGAUUCAAAAUUCAACAUCAUCAAUGGAGUACUAAUGACAAUUGCGUUCUUCCUGGCGAGAAUAAUAAUCAUGCCAAUUUAUUACGCCAAUGUUUACGCUGAGUUGGGAACAGAAGCUUUCUACCGAUUGGGAUUCGCGGCUCAGUGCGCCUGGUUUUCUUCCUGCAUUGUCUUGGAUGCCAUGAACUUAAUGUGGAUGGUCAAAAUUACAAAGGGUUGUUGCAAAGUUCUCCGUCUUAUUGGACAAAGAGCCAAAGCUCUUAAGAAUGGCAAAUCUGACUAGAAGACUUUAUAUCGAUAUCUACAUAUCUAUACUAGAGCACCUUUGGGUACAUUGAAAAAACAAUGGGAACUUUUGCCAUAAAAAAGCUCCUUUUAAGGACAUAAGGUAUUACCUCUUUUGAAUUUAGCCCACCCCUUAUCGCCGUGGCCUGGGCGCACAGGGCCACUGCAUUAGAAGACUCGCAUUAUGUGGAAUGGGAAACAACAACACGCUGCAUACACUGACCUUAGCAGUGUGGUCUAAGCACUUAGUAGACAAAUGAACCUGCAAAGGAACAAACUCUUCUAGCACACUGUUCCUAGGAAUUUUCACUCAGGUUUCUUAGACUGAUGUGUUUUUAAUGCCUGUGAAUGUCAGGAUCUUUGGUUUACGUUCUGCUAAUACAGCAGCUUUCCUGGCAUGUUCUUCUGCUUUCUUAAUGUUUGAUAUUCAUAACUGAAGCUUCAUCUUUUGUCAACUUUUUUACAUUUUUGCAAGUAAUUUGCUUUGAAUCUAUAAUAUUUUACUGCAUUUUCUGCUGCCUUAUAUGCAUGCACAUGAUCUUCGGGGAUUUACAUAAACAUAUACAUUUUACAUAAAUAUGUAGAAUUUUGAGGUUUCUUUUCAAAGGCCAAUUACUCAUACUAACUCUUGCUGUACAUAAAGAAUGACUGGAGUUGUUUUCAGCUCUCCCUCCCUAUAUCUGAAUUCUACUACAUGUUAGCAUGAUAAACAGUAUAGAAACGAGCAGUUUCUUGUAUCAGUGUUCCUUCCCUUUUCAUAAUUAUUGGGACCUUAUGUGUUUUAGUGCAUUGUCAUAUCACUAUGUGGUUUUUUUGUGGAGUGUACAUUGUUGAAGGAAAGAAGGCAUUAAUCUGUUUGGAAUAUGUAGAUUGUUAUAAGAACCACUGAAUCUAAGAAAUGUAUAACUUGUUAUUUAUUUUCAUUGCCAUCCUGCUCUCUUCUACAAAGCAAACUAAGAAAUAAGAAAUUGCCUCAUAAAAUGGCAAAACCCUUAAUAAAAUCAUAGAUGCAAUUUUUAAUUUUGUAUUAGAGCAAUUCUGCAAAACUGAUACAUUGAAACAACCAUUAGAAAGAAAUAUUGAAGUCAUCCAGCUCUUGACAGAUAUCUAUAGAAGCAUUAUUUCCUUUUCAAUGAGAGUGAUAUGUCUAAUGUUACUCUUACAGGAAAAGUACAAGAAGCUGUGUCGUUCUGUUGGCACAAGUAGAAUAAACAACAGCUUAGUUUGAUGUCAUAAUGUCUUGUAAGGGCAGAGCCAUUGGAUCUUACACUUGAAGAAGGAUAAAAAUGGGAUUUUACCAAAUGGCAGAGGUUUGCCCUUUACAGUUGUAUCCAGUGACACUAUUGGAUAUGAUUAAGUGAAAAGAAAAUAUUUGUAAGAAAAACCAGCAACUGAAAUCCUAUUUGUUUACACUGAUUUUACACAUUCUCUACUCUCAUGAUCUCCAGCUUAUUUUAUUUUUUACUCUAUUCUUGAAUGGUAUCUUGAAUCAAAUAUUCACCUAAUGUGCCAUUUGUCUUAAUGUUUUAAAUAACGUGGGUCAUAACUUGCUGCUAAUGUGUUAAUUUUCACAUUUCUAUAGAAAUAAGCAAGAACAUUGUAGAGAACAGACUGAAUUCCUGUGUUUUGUCCAGAAAUAAUUUCAUGUUCCUAUAGUGUGAUUUCUUCUUACUAUUCCUUUUCUAAGACCUAUGUGCAUGCCCAUGGUUUCUAGAUGAUAUAGGUUUAAAGAAGGAAUUACUGUGAAGGGCACAUUUUCCUUUUUCUCGCAGUAUUUAUAUUUCUUUAUAGCUUGUUAAACAGUGUCACAUUUGCCAGAUUAGAGCGACUGCUACCUGUUCAAUGGAAUUACAUAGAUUGUCAUGAAAAUUCAUUUUCCUUUUCAUUGGUGGUCUUGUAUCUUAUGUGUUACUGUAGUAGCAUUUGUUGUGUUCAGAGAUGCAUUUUCAUCACUUGGCGACAGAAGCAUAUUAUGUAUUGACUUAAACACCACAAAUAAGGUGUUUCGUAUGACACUGUUUGUGUACUACAUACACUUAGCUAUGAGUCUUUAAAUGGUGAGCGAUCAAGUGAUAUAUGUGCAUGUGUGAACUAAACAAUUCUUCUAUUUUGUUUUGUGUAAUUAUAAGCCCCCCCCCCCCCCCGCCAGGCCUUUGUGUGUGUCAGAAAGCCUAAAAAUGCAAAAUCUAAAUAAACACUUGCAAUUUGUUUAGAUGGAAAUGGGGAAAUGGUUAACAAUCAACAAUUUUGUAGGCUAGGCUUGGGUGCUUGUUAUUCCCCUUUGAUUUGUUCAUUUUGAUUGCAAAGUGCCUGACGCAUUUGUUAUCCAUGAAUUAGCUACUUUUUGUUCCAUCUCUGAGACAGAACUAAAUAGUUGUUAAUGAUCUUAACUAAGUUAAAAUAGUGACCUAAUGUUAAAGCUGCUAGAGUAAGACCCUUGUAUCUGCAGAGGAUACAUUCCAAGAUGAAUUGCAGCUACUGGAAACUGUGGAUAUUUCGGAACACCAGUAAAAUAAUUUGGAACACCACGUCACUACAAAUGAAGUGCUCAUGUUCCUGCUAGAGUUUUUAUCUCUCACAGAAAAUAUCCAGGUUACAAAGUGAAGUCUUGUUCUGUUUCAUAGGAAAGUAGCAGAACCUACUAGGACAAUAAGGACCCAUAGCUAAGCAUUUGACAACUGGGUGACCUGGCCACUGUUCAGACUUGUUUGGUGGGUUGCUCACUUCUAAGUGUUUUUUUUUUAAAUCUUGCUUGGGGGGAAGUUACCAUUCAAAAUCUUUCAGUAGUUUUUUUUUCCCAACAAUAACUUUAAAAGCAAACUAUUUUAUGUUCAUUUUAGUUAGGAUAUUUUGUUUCUUCAGCAGUGACAAGUUCUCUGGUUUCUGAAGAGGUUUCUUAGAAGACUCCUCCUAGGUUUCUGCUCUCAGACUUUUCAAACUUAAAAAUAAUAUGAGUGACUUGGAUUUUGUCCACAAAAGUAAUUUCGAUUCUGUAUAAUACUUAGAUCGAUUUCAGCAUGUUAAGUCUCCCUUCUUUGAAGUUAUUGCGAUUCAUGAGUAUUAAAUCAACAUCAGGUAAUAUUAAAUGUUCACAUUUGUGCUCUUGUAUUUUUUUCUACCCCUUAAAAAGGCAGUCCUAUACUUACCUAUGACUAAAAACUAUUCAAUGAGGUUUAUACCUGAGUAGGUAUGCAUAGGAUUACGCUUAAUAUAUUUAGUUUGUCCUUCUGUUUAUAUAUUAAGAGUUUAAAAUACCUUUAUUUUGGAAGGUUACAGAAUGUAUUAUUACAGGUUUUAAUCAGAAAAUGCAAGAUACAUAAGCUUGUAGCCUGCUUGACUUUAUUUAUUCAUUUAUUUAAUUUGUAAAUAAAAGCAUUUCUUUAUUUCAGUUUAAGAUCUUUUUUAUAUAACUGCUAAUUCACAAAAAAGUUGAGUUCCUGAAACACUGACCAUUUUUAAGUAUUUAUCUAUGUAGUUUCUUCAAUAAUGCUGUCGUCUUAUUCUAGUUUUUAAAUAUGUAUCUUAAACGUAAUGAAUGUCACAAUGUGCAUUCAGCAAUUGAUUUGAUAAUUGUCAGGGAUGGUUAACUGUGAUAAUAGGUCUGUAUGUAGCUGUUAACAUUUCAUGUUGCUAUAAUCCACAUUUUUGUUUAUUUGUGCCAUGACUAGGAACUCUGUGGAUAUGGAACUCAUACUGUAUUUGGAGAAAUGACUGCAAGAUAAAGAUGUAUGGUCCCAGAAAAAUAAUUGCCAUGAUCCUAAAAAUAAUGCAACUAAUUGUGUGCUUUUAAGAGGGCUGUGUUUAAAUGUGUACUUUCCUAAUAUUGAUUACCAUGCUAUGGGUGAUAGAUUUUUUGCAGUGUAAUAGUAUAAAGAGAUUUCACAUCCCUUCAAUGCAUACUGCACUCCAAAUUAUCAUCUUCCCCUGUUUAGUCCCCCUCCCCAACCCAAAUAUAGCUAUGUGCUUCUCUUUUAGUGUUAUGGGGCCUCUGGUGAUGCAAUGGGUUAAACACUUGUGCCGGCAGGACUGCUGACUGAAAAGUCUGAGGUUUGAAUCCGAGGAGUGGGAUGAGCUCCCGUCUGCCAGCUCCUGCUUCUCAUGCGGUAACAUGAGAGAAGCCUUGCACAGGCUGGUAAAAUAUCUGGCCGUCCUCUGGGCAAUGUCCUUGUAGACAGCCAAUCCUCUCACACCAGAAGCGACUUCCAGUUUCUCAAGUUGCUCCUGACAUGGAAAAAAAACUUUUAGUGUUAAUUUAUAGUUUAGCCCUUAGAAGCCUUCCAUGCCACUGGGUAACUACUACCUUUCAAGCUAAGUUUCAAAAUAGACAUGUGAUGGCUGCACUUUCUGUGUGAAGGGGGAAGUGGAGAGUAAAAUCGAACCUCAGUUAUUUACUGAUACAAAAAUCCUUUGAAACGUUGUAAAAAUUGACCUCAGUGCUUAAAGAGGUUUGUCCUCCUUAAACCGUUUAGAACUGCAGAAUAAAACAACAAAAUAUAUCCUUGACUGAUAGUGGAAGGUGCUGUCUUGAAGCACCCCUUGUUUUCAUAAAACCAUUACAGUUGCAAGGCAGACAUCAGACCUCUGGUGCAGAACUAUACUGCUCCUAGUAAUUUAGCAACAGUAUCCAAACAAAGCCUAGGAUUGCAGUGGGAUCAUUUGAUGUCCUUGACACAGACACUUGUGAAAUACAAAAGCCGAGAAUAUCUGACAUGUAAUGGGAGUUUUUGUGUUCAAGCAUUUGAUGUUAUGUUUCUUUGUUAGGCCUAUCUAGGACCCACUGUGGGUCAAAUUAGACACAAUGCACAUUCCAUUAUUGGAAUUUCUAACAUCUUUUCCUUAACAAGAGAUACAUGGACUCUGAACUGGAAUAAAAGAAAAGUACCUACAUUCUUUCUCUGUGCUUUCCGUCAUGCCUAUAAUAGGUACUAUUUUCCCAAGAUGGAAAACAUAUAGAUUUUACUUUUGGAUUUAUCAGGUCCGGUGGUCUUCAUCAUAUAAAUGGGCCUGAUGUAGAUUUGACCAAGUUUUGGGGAGGUCUUAAAAUCCCCUCUGCCUACGAUGCUUACUGUGGAUUGUGACAGCUGCUGUUCAAAACCAAGCUCUUGGAUCAAUUGCCUUUUAUAAAAGAAAAAUAUGCUGGAGAUCAGAUUAUGGAACUCUGGCAUCAGGUAUAAUUUGGCCCUGAUUCUAAAUAAAAUAAGGCAGAUUUUGUGACAAAGGGAGUGGAGAGUUUUCUUUAAAAACAACUACUACUCAUACCUAAAUUUGGUAUUGAAUGUGUUCAUAGAUGUGAUCCAAACAUAUCUUAUUCCUUUCAAAUGCAUGUUUAAUAAGAUAACAUGUAUGCCAGGCAGCACAUAUUCCACCUCAUCUACCUUUGCAUUUAAAAGAUUUUCUUUCAGUUCACAAAAUUAAAAUGAGUACAAUGGGAUGCUCUGCUGACUUGUGAAAUCCACCUUGAAAAGUGGUACAACAGAAUCCAUGAUAAGAGGACUGACUAAAUCUAAGCACAAAGUUUGAUGAAGGUAAUGCAAAGAAUGAAGAUGUUGACUGUGAAUCUUAAUACACUGAAUCAAAAGACUGAAACAGCACUGAGUUGAUUCCCCCUGAUGAUAAUGGCACAAAAAGUGGGGUCAGUACAGUUGACUACAGUAGUUGAACCAUUUUCUAACCUUAGUAAGAACUUCCCAUCUGUUUGGUUAUUCUUUAAUAUUAUUUGUGACAAGAGUCAUCAAAAUGAGUUUACGCUUCACCAGUAUUUGAAAACUUUGCUCUUUGUAUACAUGUGUGUAGGCUGAUCUUGUCAGGUAUAUGCAAUAAUGUCUAAGCAAUAAGUUGCAUGUAUAUUCAAGGCAUUGGUAAUUAAGAAUAAAGAAAAAGUAAUGCAG
Messenger RNA from Anolis sagrei ordinatus, 6957 nucleotides. RefSeq names its product TLC domain containing 4 (gene TLCD4). NCBI's taxonomy places the organism in Eukaryota, Metazoa, Chordata, Lepidosauria, Squamata, Anolidae. Gene Ontology annotation, cellular component: membrane; endoplasmic reticulum. Gene Ontology annotation, biological process: lipid homeostasis. The record is from RefSeq and is a predicted model, not a curated record.